Lemur catta (Ring-tailed lemur) is the source of this 560-nucleotide messenger RNA. It is a transcript of the gene RPL23, whose product is annotated as ribosomal protein L23. The transcript is spliced from 5 exons. Gene Ontology annotation, biological process: translation. Gene Ontology annotation, cellular component: ribosome; cytosolic large ribosomal subunit. The coding region runs from base 93 to 515 and encodes 140 amino acids. The record is from RefSeq and is a predicted model, not a curated record. NCBI's taxonomy places the organism in Eukaryota, Metazoa, Chordata, Mammalia, Primates, Lemuridae. Gene Ontology annotation, molecular function: large ribosomal subunit rRNA binding; structural constituent of ribosome.
GGGUCACGUGAGGAGAGUGGGCGGGGCGUCUAAGUUCAUAUCCCAGCGUCCUUUGUAUCUACUUCCUUUCCUGUCCUUUUCCGGCGUUCAAGAUGUCGAAGCGAGGACGUGGUGGGUCCUCCGGUGCAAAAUUCCGGAUUUCCCUGGGUCUUCCGGUAGGAGCCGUGAUCAACUGUGCUGACAACACAGGAGCCAAAAAUCUCUAUAUCAUCUCUGUGAAGGGGAUCAAAGGACGACUGAACAGACUUCCCGCUGCUGGUGUGGGUGACAUGGUGAUGGCCACAGUUAAGAAAGGCAAACCAGAGCUCAGAAAAAAGGUACAUCCGGCAGUGGUAAUUCGACAACGAAAAUCAUACCGGAGAAAAGAUGGUGUGUUUCUUUAUUUUGAAGAUAAUGCAGGGGUCAUAGUAAAUAAUAAAGGCGAGAUGAAAGGUUCUGCCAUUACAGGACCUGUUGCAAAGGAGUGUGCAGACUUGUGGCCCAGGAUUGCGUCUAAUGCUGGCAGCAUUGCAUGAUUCUCCAGUAUAUUUGUAAAAAACAUUAAAAAGUAUUUGCUUGCA